Rhizopus microsporus ATCC 52813 is the source of this 550-nucleotide messenger RNA. RefSeq lists its product as uncharacterized. The transcript is spliced from 3 exons. NCBI's taxonomy places the organism in Eukaryota, Fungi, Mucoromycota, Mucoromycetes, Mucorales, Rhizopodaceae. The coding region runs from base 48 to 365 and encodes 105 amino acids. The record is from RefSeq and is a predicted model, not a curated record.
GUCUAUUUUCGUUUAUUAUUUCUUUCUUCUCUUUUUCUUUAAAUAUCAUGUCGAUACCAACAAGAAAUGCUAUAUAUACAUCACCAAAUAUACCACCUAUGGCUGCUACACCUUAUGCCGCUACACCUUAUACAACACCCUUUAUGCCAACGCAACAAGCUGGAUACUACCCUCCUAUGGGCUCAAUGCAUAUUGGCGGACCACCACCACCGAUGAUGAUACAACAACAGCAGCCAAUUUUUCUGCCGAGAAGAGAACCAUGUGAUUGUUGUUAUAAUGAUUGUACUGGAUGUUGCUUAGGAUGUUUGGCGUCAACGUUCUUAUGCUGUUGUUGUUGUGGAAACGGGCAUGACGACUGUUGCUAGCCAAAAGUAACUUUUCUUUUUUGCUUUGAUUCACACCCGCAUUUCCCAAAAUGACAGAUUGUGUAAUUUUUAACGAGGCCUUUUUUUUUCCUUCCACUUUUCUAACUUACCAUUUUUGGACACCAAACAAACGACUUACAGAAUCGCAUUAAACCAAUUCUCAAGUCGCAGGAUCAUAAAAAUAG